AUGCACUUGAAGAGGAACUUACUGAGUCCGGCCCCGAGACACCGGACCCCUCGCUCCUGCCGCCGCUCGCCGUCCUGGAUCUGGUACCUGACCCUGGGAUCCAUCGUGAGCACCGUGUUCUGCUCCUCAUCGGGCCCUGUCUUGCACCAGGAACAUCACUUCCACGGGAGCAAGCAUCACUCAGUCUCUCCCAUCUCCAUCUACCGUUCCCCAGCCUCUCUGCGAGGCGGUCACGCUGGUACUACAUACAUUUUUGGCCGAGGAGGCGGGGUCAUUACCUACACAUGGCCGGCCAACGACAGACCCAGCACAAGGACCGACCGCCUAGCUGUUGGAUUCAGCACAUCAGUGAAAGAUGCAAUCCUGGUGCGAGUGGAUAGCGCUCCUGGUCUGGGAGACUUCCUUCAGCUUCACAUAGAACAAGGCAAGAUCAGCGUUGUUUUCAACGUUGGUACAGAUGACAUUGUCAUCAAGGAGUCCAGCAACGUGGUGAAUGAUGGGAAUUACCACUUGGUACGUUUUACCAGGAAUGGGGGCAACGCGACCCUGCAAGUGGAUAACUGGGCCGUGAAUGAAUUCUACCCGACAGGAAACAUUGAUAAUGAACGCCUGGCGAUUGCUAAAACGAAAAUCCCCAAAAAAUUCAGAGGAAUAGUAUUUGAUGAGUGGCUACAAGAGAAAGGCCGCAUGCUGACAAUCUUCAAUACGCAGGCUAUGAUUACAAUUGGGGGGAAGAAUAGGAGUCGUCCAUUCCAGGGACAAAUGUCUGGCCUUUACUACAAUGGCUUAAAGGUCCUUAACAUGGCAGCAGAGAGCCAUCCCAAUGUCAAGGUCAACGGAACCGUGAGGCUGGUGGGAGAGGUGGCCCCGGUGAUUGUCAACCAGCCAAUGGCGACCACAUUACCGGCUGAGAUGUCCACCACCAUCAUGGCGACAACCACAACAAUGGCGACUACCACAGCCAGGAAGGUCCGAGGAACAAUGAAGGUCAACCCGGUCACCGAUGACCUAAUUGUCUCCUCAGCUGAGUGUGCAAGUGACGAUGAGGACCUCGAUGAGUGCGAGCCCAGCUCAGGAGGUGAAUUAGUUUUCCCUGUAGUGACAGAAGAGGCCUUAGCAAUCCCUCCUCUCGCCACUCGUGCACCCUUCAUCUCCCUCCUCCCUACCUUCCGUCCCCUUCUCACCAUUAUUGAGAACACCAAAGAUUCCCUGUCCAUGAUCCCUGAGGUGGGGUUACCUUGCCUGUCGGAGCAGGACCACGGUGAUUGUGAUGCUGGCUUGGUGAUAUCUGGUUAUGGCUCAGGGGAGGCACUUGACUCUAAUCUACCCCCUACUGAUGAUGAAGAUUUUCACACCACCUUGUCCUUGGUAACAGAUAAGACCUUGUCCACAUCGGCCUUUGAAGGUGGCUACAAAGCGCACGCACCCAAGUGGGAGUACAAGGACUUUAGACCUAGCAAAGCGUCUGAAUCCGGUAGGACUGCUACCACGGCCUCUCCCCCUGAGCUGCUCAGUUCCGCAGUCUCCGCGCCGCCCGGAAAGUUGCCCAAAGUGCCCGCGGGCAAGUUGAACACGCGUGAGCAGAAGCCCUACCCCGGCUUGGUGUUGGUUCCCCUGCCCACCGCGUACGAGGUAGACAGUACAAAGCUGAAGAGUCCCCUAGUCACCUCACCCAUGUUCCGUAAUGUACCCACAGCCAACCCCACGGAGCCGGGAGUGCGCCGGGGCCCUGGGGCCUCAGAGGUGGUGCGGGAAUCCAGCAGCACGACCGGGAUGGUGGUGGGGAUUGUGGCGGCAGCAGCUCUCUGCAUCCUGAUCCUCCUCUAUGCCAUGUACAAGUACCGCAACAGAGAUGAAGGCUCCUACCGGGUGGACGAGACUCGCAAUUAUAUCAGCAACUCCGCACAGACCAACGGCACUGUUGUCAAGGAGAAACAGCAGAGCGCUAAAGGCAGCAGUAAGAAGCACAAAAACAAGGAUAAAGAGUAUUAUGUGUAGAGCAGACAAAAGAAAACAAACUAACAAAAGAGGGGAAGGAGAAUUGAACAACAAUAUGACAAAAAAAAGGAGACACAAUCAAAAAUAUAUAUUAUACAGAAAUAUAUAUAUAUAUAUGUGAAUUCUGACAGUGCAAAUCUGCCACUCAACUUAGAUUUUAAACACACAAUAAAUGAAAAGAUAAACUCUUUUGGGGAAAUGAAAGUACAAACUCCAAAUACAACUUGGAUAUGCACUGUGUCAAACAAAAAGACAAUGAACUUGCAGAGUGAUGCUGUACCUGCUUUAAGACAAUGAACACACACAGACACACAGACACACACGCACACACACAGAGCUGUCACAGAGAGCAGAGUGUUGUAUUCUGGUGAAUGAACCUCCAACUAGAGAAUACAUCCACGGCCUCCUCGGUUUUUAAUCCUGGAUGCGACUGUUAAGACUUUGUGACAUUUCACAUUUUCUCAAGAUUCUUCUUUUGAUCUGGUUGUAAAAGCUGU
Molecule: messenger RNA, 2495 nt
Organism: Hemiscyllium ocellatum (epaulette shark)
Lineage: Eukaryota; Metazoa; Chordata; Chondrichthyes; Orectolobiformes; Hemiscylliidae
Product: neurexin-3-beta-like
Exons: 7
Coding region: 1-1998 (665 amino acids)
Source: RefSeq, a predicted model, not a curated record